AUGAAGGGAUUCGUCUUACAGAUCAAGAACGCCCUGUUCAAAUUUUCCCUACAAAAAAGUGCACCAACUGUUUUCCCGAAAGCCGUAGAGCGCUUUGAGAUCAAGCCUGGAGAAAAAUGGGUAGUCUGGGGAUCUGAAAGAUCGAAGUUCAUGGAUGUCAUAGGCAACAAGUACCUAGCCGAACCACCGCUUUCGCUCAAAUAUGGACAAGUCCGUGAGGGUGUGCCUAGAGUUGAAUUCGUCAAGUUCACCGGUGUUAUGCCAACUGCUCACCUAAGUGCUAGGUACGAAUACUUCAAAGACGAUUUCGACCAAACAUGCGGUAAAUUCAUCAAAGAUAACUCAAUGGGCUCAAUGGCGGUGAGCUACGAGGUUUCCAAGACUAACAAAGCGUAUGAUCCAGAAUUAUAUGCCUCUUUGAUCAAAGACCUAAAACUUGAGGAACUGGAAGACAGGUGGGCUAUGGGCCUCAGCAACGGCCAAAUGCGAAGGGCACGCUUAGCCCGCAGUUUGUUGAAGGAGCCGGAUUUGGUUCUUCUCGAAGAUCCGUUCUUGGGUCUUGAUCCUACUGCAACUUCCAUCAUUUCUACGUUCAUUGGUCAGUAUACAAGAACGCCCAUAGUGAUCGGUCUGCGACACCAAGAUGAAUUUCCAAGCUGGUGUACGCAUGUGUGCUACGUAGAUGAGACUGGGAUUGUUUUCCAGGGCGAUAUACAUCAUCUUGGUGAUCGAAUCGAUGCCAUCAAAAACCAUUACAAUUUGGCAAAAAACGCCCAAAGGCCAAACUCUCGUUACACAAUUCAAGACUUGAUUUCCUUCCAUCCUUUGGCCGCAAAGUCCCAGCAUGACAUGGUGAAGAUUCCCGCGGACAUUGAACUUAAUGGACUUUCGGUUUCUUAUAGAGGUGUUCCAAUAUUGAAAGAUCUGCACUGGAAAGUCCCCCCGAGGUCCAAGUGGCAUAUACGAGGCAACAAUGGCACGGGAAAGUCCACCCUGCUUUCCCUUUUGACUGCCGACCACCCGCAGUCAUGGAAUUCAAAAAUUGUGGAGGGCGGUGUUCCCCGCAGAACCGGGUCAACAGACUACUUCACAAUCAACAAGAAAAUCGGGAUGUCUUCGCCUGAACUCCACGCGAUUUUCAACAAGUCCCAGAGUAGAGAAUUGAGUGUUAGAGAGGCGCUGGCUACGGGAUUCCAAGAGAAUUCGUCCAAUAAUUUCCUGGCAUGUUACAGAAACCUGGACGAACGACAACGUUUGACACUUGAGGCCUACGUCGAUUAUUUUGGGCUACAAAGUCUGCAAGACGCCACGUAUGGUGAUAUUUCCGUUAGUGAUCAAAAGCUUGUGCUUUUCGUGCGAGCACUAUUGAAGAUGCCUCAGCUUCUAAUAUUGGACGAAGCCUUUUCGGCGAUGGACGAGGAACCAAUGCACAAAUGCUUUGAGUUUCUCAAACAAUGGCCCGGAAUCGUGCUGGUGGUAUCACACGUCCCCGCGGAAACCCCAGAUUGUAACCAUUUCUUGCAGCUUGUGUCUCCAGGAGAGUACGAGAUAGGUGAGACCAAGAACUAA
Messenger RNA from Lachancea sp. 'fantastica', 1569 nucleotides. The record is from the annotation of a GenBank genome assembly. NCBI's taxonomy places the organism in Eukaryota, Fungi, Ascomycota, Saccharomycetes, Saccharomycetales, Saccharomycetaceae.